Chelmon rostratus (copperband butterflyfish) is the source of this 4543-nucleotide messenger RNA. RefSeq names its product teashirt zinc finger homeobox 3a (gene tshz3a). The record is from RefSeq and is a predicted model, not a curated record. NCBI's taxonomy places the organism in Eukaryota, Metazoa, Chordata, Actinopteri, Chaetodontiformes, Chaetodontidae. The transcript has 2 exons. Bases 324 to 3677 code for a protein of 1117 amino acids. Gene Ontology annotation, cellular component: nucleus. Gene Ontology annotation, molecular function: DNA binding; DNA-binding transcription factor activity, RNA polymerase II-specific. Gene Ontology annotation, biological process: regulation of transcription by RNA polymerase II.
UGCCUGUUGCCAGACCAGGCACCCGAGGUGGACUCUGGCUAUCAUACCGUUCACGUUCUGAACGCGAUCACACUAGAACAUUUCAUCCCCGACCGCUCGCACCUCCGCGCCUCGUUCAUUUAUUUUUCCGCUGGCUUUUCCCGCAGGCUGCCAUUCCGUAGCGAUGAUUUUCUGUUUUUAUUUCCAUUGGACUCCCUGGCCGUGUACAGUCUGUUACACGAAGGCGUGAAUCUGCUUCCAGAGAGGUGGAUCUUUCCGGAUACGGCGAGAGGGUGUAUUAAAUAAAAAAGAGAAGAGUUUCACGGAAAUCCCCACGAAUAAAAAUGCCACGAAGGAAACAAGAAGCGCCCAAGCGCGCAGCAGCCUAUUCUCCCGAGGAGCUGACAGUGCACACUGUGGAAGAUGAGGAGACAGAAGCAGACAACCUGCCGUCAGGACUUCAGAAUGACCUUCAAAUGAAAGAUGAGUUUGUAGAGCAAAGUGCAAAGCCUGCCAAGGAGCAAGCAUGUGACCAGGAAUCAGCUGGGGCCGCAGAGGUCUCAGGACAAGAAAUGGACAGUGAGUCACAUGUGAGUGAGACCAGUGACCGUCUCUCAGACUUUGAGAGCCCCUCCAGAAAAGCAGAGGACAACUUAGUCACAGCAUCUCUUAAUGGUGGCAGUAAAACACCUCCCAUAGGCAUGGACACCUUAGAACAAAUGAAGGCUAUCUACUCCAAUUUCCUGAACAGCCCCUUAUGGUCACCGCUGAACUUUAAUUCUACACCACCACAGGCGCAAUCCUUGGCUUCUACAGAGAAGCCAACUCGUAGCAACAGCACUAGUAGCAGUAGUAGCUGCAGCAGCGGUAGCUAUGACUGGCACCAGUCUGCAGUGGCAAAGACACUACAACAGCAUCGUCCCCAGAGCCGUCACCCUUCUCCGUCUGAGCCCAACCUCUUUAGCACAGUCCAGCUACACAGGCAAAACCCAAAACUGUUUGGUUCAAUCUUCACUGGGGCCAGUAAAUUCCGCUGUAAGGGUUGUAGUGCUGCUUAUGACACCCUGGUGGAGCUCACAGUUCACAUGAAUGAUACAGGGCACUACCGUGAUGACAACAAAGACAGGGCAGACAGUGGUGGAAAGCGCUGGUCUAAACCACGUAAGCGGUCCCUGUUGGAGAUGGAGGGAAAGGAGGAUGCCCAGAAAGUUUUGAAGUGCAUGUAUUGUGGUCACUCCUUUGAAUCCCUUCAGGACCUCAGUGUUCACAUGAUAAAGACCAAACACUACCAGAAAGUGCCUCUGAAGGAGCCCAUGGCCUCUGUGGCAGCCAAAAUCAUGUCCUCUAAGAAAAGGGGGCUCGUGGGGUUAGACCUCACUGCCUCACCACAUUCUAGAGAAGGAACCCCCAAAGUUAAGCACCCACAGACAGACCUGUGUGUACCCUCACAAAAACCCCCCUCCAGCCCCUACACCACCCCUAAUACUCGCUCUGGCCAUCAGAAUGGUGCAAGCUAUGCUUGGCAGUUUGAAUCCAACAAAUUCCAGAUACUUAAGUGUAUGGACUGUGGCAGUUCCCAUAAUACACUACAAGAGCUGAGAACCCACAUGAUGGUGACAGGACACUUCCUGAGGGUGACCACCUCUGCAGGAAAGAAAAUCAAAACACUUCCUGAGGCCACCCCCCCCAAUCCUGUGAGGGUUACCACACCAACUGAGCAGAGGGUCCAGUCUGUCCCACUCGCUCCCUCCACCAUCUCUUCUCCGCCUCUUCAAACUACCACAACUCCCCCUACUACCUCCCCUCCUCUUAAAGAGAUCAAAAAGGAGGAUGUUGAGGAGGAGUGCACUAAGCAAGAGGCUCUAGGAAAUGAGAAGCCAGCUGCAGCUUCAGUUGGGAAGGAGGAGGAUGCUGAGAAGGAGGAAAAAUAUGACAUCUCAAUGUAUAAUUAUCUUACUGAAGAGGACCUGAAAGAGAGCCCUAAAGGGGGCUUUGAUAUUCUUAAAUCACUGGAAAACACUGUGACAUCAGCCAUCAACAAGGCACAGAGUGGGAAUCCAAGCUGGGGAGGCUACCCUAGCAUCCAUGCAGCCUACCAGUUCCCCAAUUCCCUCAAGCUACAACAGGGCAGCAUAGAAAAGAAUUCCCCAAUGAAGUUCUUGUUCAACGGAGGGGAUUUAACAUUGUCCUCCCUUGCCAAGAACCAACCCCUCAUUUCCCCACCACUUAGUCAGUCCUCCCCCUUCCCCACCAACAACUUCCAAGCAAUGGAGGAUUUAGUAAAGAAAGUGACUGAGAAAGUAGCAAAAGUAGAGCAAAGGGUGAAGCAGUUGUCUCCUAAGAUGGAGAACCAUCUUUCUCCCUGUAGUAGUGAAGCUGGAGAAUCACAUAAAGGAGGAGAUGCUGACUCACCUCGGGAAUGGAGGGUAGUCACCCCAGCCAAUAGCGAAGGGGGAAGUAAUAGCAACAGAGCAUCCCCAGCAAUAGAACCCAAGAGAGAGUCAGCAGUCAAAUCCCCACUUGCCUCUGCACUGAGAUGCAGUACCACCAUUAUCACUGGCCAUACUCCACCAGAGCAGCCCUUUGUCAACCCUCUAAGUGCUCUUCAAUCAGUAAUGAACAUUCAUUUGGGGAAAGCAGCCAAGCCCGCCUUGUCAAACCAAGAUCCCGUGAGCCUGCUCUCCAGGCUUAACCAUAGCAUGGCUGAAAGGGCUGCUGUGGCAGCUCCUCCAUCGCAGACCGGAAAGCGGGAAAAUGUAGUUGAUAAUAGUUUUUGCCAGCCCAAUGACGACCAGCCUAUGGACCUCACAAAAGGGAAAAGCGAUAGAGGAGGCUCUGUUGGCUCAGCCCCCCUAACCCCUUCAUCCACAGCCUCCUCCAUUUCCCCCUCCUCCCUUGUUACUCCAGUAAAGCUAACAGUGGUUUCUCCCUACAUAUCUAGCAGCCCUCUGCAUGAAAAUGCUUUGUCAGAUAUUUCAGACAUGUUGAGGAACCUGACACAGUCCCACUAUGUCCCAAAGCCUCCCUCACGGUCCCGCAUCACAGAUAAAGCUGAGACUGUGGGCUCACCUCAUGAUGAUAACGCAUCCCUGCAUGGCUACAAACGCAAAGGUCGGCACUCCAACUGGAACCCCCAGCACCUCCUCCUUCUACAGGCCCAGUUUGCCUUGAGCUUGAGGCAGACAUCAGAGGCAAAAUACAUCAUCAAUGACCUCAGCCCACAGGAAAGAAUGCAUGUGUCUCGUUUCACAGGCCUCUCUUUAACCACCAUCAGCCACUGGCUGGCUAAUGUUAAGUACCAGCUAAGGAGAACUGGUAGAACCAAGUUCCUCAAGAAUCUGGACUCCGGUCAACCUAUAUUCUUCUGUAGUGACUGUGCCUCACAGAUACGCACCCCAGCAGCAUACGUAUGCCACCUGGAAGCCCACCUUGGGUUCAGAAUAAGGGACCUGGCUAAGCUGUCCCCCAAACAGACUUUGAGGGACUCCCACACUAUCACUGAGAAAAUAGUGCCCCUGGAGUCCUACCUUUCUCCUCAGUCACAAGACGACUGCAGUAGUAAUGGGACAGUGUACAGUUGCCAACUCUGUGUCCGCAAAUUUGCCACUAAGCACGCCAUCAAGCUUCACCUCAGCAAGAGCCACGGGAAGUCUCCAGAGGACCAUCUGUUAUAUGUGUCUGAACUAGAGAAACAUUAAAUUGCUCUCAGCAGUGGUAAUACUGGAAGAGAGAAUGGCUGUCAAGAAACAAAAAAGAAAAAGAGAACAUUUGAAAGUGUGCUAAUGCACAAAGAUGGUUUGAAAAAAUGUCAGCACAAGGUGUUUACAUCUCUUCAGCCUAUAAGCAUUUCGAAUUUCUCUGUAUUUCAAGACAUUUCUUUCAAUAUAUAUUGUAGGUCAAAGAUAUUCAGCCCAGUUUAUUGUCAGCUUUGUUUUCUCCCUCAUUCUACAUACACUUUUGGUAAUGUGAGACAAUAGACGACAGAUUAUUUCAUGGUUGUGGUGAAUCUCUUGACUAGAAGCUCAGUUAAUGACUCGAACUAUAUUAACUUUAUUGUAUUUAUUUUGUAUUUUGUGAUAUUGGUUUUGAUUUGCUGGUAGACUGCAUGUUCACCAAGUUUUACUGUUACAUUUGUACAGUCUUGUCCUAUUCAGAUUUUAAAAUGCCCUUGUAACACCUUAAAACAGCCAAAUGCCUGGGAAAGCUCCUUAAAGGAAUAUGUCACACAGCAAGAGUUCAUUGCUUGUUUUUAUCGUUUUCUCUGUAUAGCCAGUUUAUUUUUUUGCUGAUUGUAAAAGCUGCCUUGUUCUUUCUCACUGCGAAAGGGGCACUUAAAAUCCAGGUCUCUGUAAAAAUGUAUGUAUAGUGUAUAAGCUUACAACUUGCUGUUUAAAUUGUGCAUACUUGUUAUAUUUCUUAAUUUAAGAGGACUGUGAUUAUCCAUGGGUGCAGAGCCUUUGAAGAAGAUUAAAAAGACAUUGUUUUGCACAAUAGUUUUAUAAAUGUUAUUUGAUAAAAAAGCAAUACAAAUAUGUUAAUGCCUUGUGGUCUAUGAUUAAAUUGA